Messenger RNA from Linderina pennispora, 501 nucleotides. RefSeq lists its product as uncharacterized. Gene Ontology annotation, biological process: tubulin complex assembly; microtubule-based process; protein folding. The transcript is spliced from 4 exons. NCBI's taxonomy places the organism in Eukaryota, Fungi, Kickxellomycota, Kickxellomycetes, Kickxellales, Kickxellaceae. Gene Ontology annotation, molecular function: tubulin binding. The coding region runs from base 1 to 501 and encodes 166 amino acids. The record is from RefSeq and is a predicted model, not a curated record. Gene Ontology annotation, cellular component: prefoldin complex; cytoplasm.
AUGGCGACACUGCUAGGCGCGGAAUCCCGAAAUCGCCCUUUUGUCGAUGACGUCGAGGCAUACCUGAAGACGGACACGGUCCAGGCAACCCUCAACAAGUUCACUGAGGCUGCGAGCAAAUACAAAUACAUGGGAGAACUCGAAGCUGCAGCAGCGGCUGAGCCCUGGGAGGGCAAAAUUCCCGACAUUGAGAAGACGCUGAGCAUGGACGAGCCCGUCAAGACCUUGUUCGAGGUCAACGACACCCUGUUUGCGCACGCAACGAUCCCGCCCACCGAGACGGUCAACCUGUGGCUCGGAGCCCAAUGUCAUGCUCGAGUAUACCUUGGACGAGGCCCCGAGAGCUGCUGGCGAGCAAAGCUGGAUAUCGCAAAGAACAACCUGAAGGACACUGUCGAGGAUCUUGAAUUCCUGCGCGAUCAGAUCACCACCAUGGAGGUCAACACUGCGCGCGUAUACAACUGGGAUUUUGCUGCGACGCCUGCCGCCUCUGCGAAAUAA